Molecule: messenger RNA, 459 nt
Organism: Necator americanus (New World hookworm)
Lineage: Eukaryota; Metazoa; Nematoda; Chromadorea; Rhabditida; Ancylostomatidae
Exons: 4
Coding region: 1-459 (152 amino acids)
Source: RefSeq, a predicted model, not a curated record
AUGUGGUUCUACGUGACGAUAGGGAUUCUUUUCGGAUAUACUAUAGCACUGAUUGCGUUCUUCAUGGGAUGGUGUACGCUUGUACCGACAAGAUGUCAUCCACGAAAAGAGAUACCAUUCAGCGCAGUGAAAUCGCCACGGCGAAACACGAAAUACAUUGAAAUCGAUUCAGUUUCUUCUAGUACAUCGCUGGAUAUGUUCAAACAAGUACCGCGGAAAUUUUCCGAAGCACAUUCUCAUGCGGUUGCGAAGAAAAUGUCCUUAAAUGUGCCACCAACACCUCAUCGAUAUAACGAUUAUCUUCAUCCAAAGUACUCAUUACCGCCUGUAAAAAUCGAUAUCGGUGAAAUUAGGUGGGAGUACGAGCAACUUCUUCGGACUCCUGGUCGAUCAAUACGUACAAGUAUCAGCCCUAACGGAAAACGAGACGAAGGAUCAAGUUCAUGUCCACAAUUGUAG